Molecule: messenger RNA, 1341 nt
Organism: Sphaerodactylus townsendi
Lineage: Eukaryota; Metazoa; Chordata; Lepidosauria; Squamata; Sphaerodactylidae
Gene: FGF12
Product: fibroblast growth factor 12
Exons: 6
Coding region: 321-860 (179 amino acids)
Biological process (GO): positive regulation of cell population proliferation; animal organ morphogenesis; positive regulation of gene expression
Cellular component (GO): cytoplasm
Molecular function (GO): growth factor activity; fibroblast growth factor receptor binding
Source: RefSeq, a predicted model, not a curated record
CCGCCGCCUGCAACUCCUCGGUGCGCACAGCAGAGGCAGCCGAGGGGGCUGAGCGGCCAGUCCUACCUGCAGCACCACCGGCGGCGGACAGCUCCGCUCCGGCUCCCGCGCCACCUCCGGCCAGGCUCCGGCUUCCCCGGGGGACAACCAGGAGGCGGCGGAGGCGGCGGCGGCGGCGGCUGCCCCAGGAGGCGGACCCGGCCCAGCUCGCCCCCCGGCGCCGCGCUUGGCUCCCGGCUGGACGCAGCGGCCCGCCGACGCAGCCGCCCCCCGGAAACUUCUCCGCGGCAACUUCCCGGCGCGAGGCCACCGCAGCAGCCAUGGAAGAGCCCCAGCUGAAAGGGAUCGUGACCCGGUUAUUCAGCCAGCAAGAGUUCUUCCUGCAGAUGCAUCCCGAUGGGACAAUUGACGGGACCAAGGAUGAAAACAGCGACUACACCCUCUUCAACCUAAUUCCGGUGGGUCUGCGCGUGGUGGCCAUCCAGGGUGUGAAGGCGGGCCUCUACGCGGCGAUGAAUGCCGAGGGCUACCUCUACAGCUCAGAUAUCUUCACACCAGAGUGCAAAUUUAAGGAGUCCGUCUUCGAAAACUACUAUGUUAUAUAUUCCUCUACGCUGUACCGGCAGCAGGAAUCGGGGAGAGCCUGGUUCUUGGGACUCAAUAAAGAAGGGCAGAUCAUGAAGGGGAACCGGGUGAAAAAGACCAAACCAUCCUCACAUUUUGUACCCAAACCCAUAGAAGUGUGCAUGUACAGAGAGCCUUCGCUGCAUGAAAUCGGAGAGAAGCAGGGACGUUCCAGGAAAAGCUCGGGGACGCCCACCAUGAACGGUGGCAAAGUUGUCAACCAGGACUCCACAUAGCUGAGAGAAGAGCUGUCCGCCCCUGCAUCCGACUUCUCCCCAGCCCGCCCGCCCGCCCGCCCACCACCUCGCCCACCCACCCAGGGAACCGUCAUGGAGACCACAAGAAACGGACCGAGGCCGGAGCGUCCAGCCGCAGCUAAGAUUCUGAACUCAACCCUUUCCUUUGUGUAGGAUGAGGAGAUCUUGCCUGUUGCGACGUUUUAGAGUACGACACACACACACAAACACAUACACAAAGCGAAGGAAGAGAAAACCCACAACAAAACCUAUUUUCCAAUCAGGACUCCAUUAACAUUUUAAAAAAACAGCGAAACUGUUUGCUCUCGUGAUCAAGGGGGGAAAUCUGUUCAUCUCUGCAUAAAUAAUAAUAAUGAUGAUGAAAAUAUUAAAUUAUAAAUUAUCUAACAGUAAUAAUAAUAAAGGAUACUAAUAAUAAAGGUGUUAUCUUUAAAAAAAUAAAGAGAGAUUUGUUUUUGGA